AUGAGUGGACAAUUUAUAGAAACACUUUCAACAAAUUUUUUUCUUAUAGCUUCAGGUCCAUUUAAAUAUUCUUCAUCCAAUAUAAUAACAAUAUUAAUUCCACUACUUUUUUCAACGUCUCUUUAUUUGGUGAUAACAUCAGUUCCAAUAUCUUUUGUUUAUAGAUAUACAAUUAUUGUUGGUAAUAAAUUAUGGACCAUGAAAAUAUUUUAUCUUGCAAUAUUAAUAAACAUUGUUAUUGUUAUGCCUAUAAACGUUUUUGGUUAUCAAGCUUUUGUAACAGAAUCUCCAAAAUAUGAUUCUAAUCUUAUUUUACUUGAUAAAAGAAUUUGGUUUAAUAAAGAAAUAAAUAAAUAUAGAUUAUUUGUUAUGGCAAAUAAAAAAAAUAUAUAUUAUAAAUUAAUGAUAAGUUAUAUAUUUAUUGUAAUUUGUGCUGUCUAUAUAGUAAUUAUAUUUUCUUCUUAUGCAGUUAAAAGAAAGUUAAAAAAAGCUAGUAGAAUUAAUACAUGGAAUAGAAUACAAAAGUUAAAUAAUAUUAAUCAUCAAAUUAAUAAUAUACUAUUUAUCCAGGCAUUAAUACCAUUAAUAUUUAUUUUAAUACCAUAUUCUUUUUGGUUAAUAUGUAUUAUUUUAAAAGUUCGUUUUUUAAAUAUUUUUUCACCAUUAUUAUGGAUUCAUAUAUCAUGGAUACCAACAGUUGAAGCUAUUGCUACAAUAUUUCUUGUUAAAGAAUUUAGGAAAGGAAUAGCAAAAUUUUGGAAAAUAAAUAUUUACAGUGAAAUUACUAGAAUAUCAAGAUAA
Messenger RNA from Strongyloides ratti, 801 nucleotides. Its product is annotated as 7TM GPCR, serpentine receptor class r (Str) family-containing protein. NCBI's taxonomy places the organism in Eukaryota, Metazoa, Nematoda, Chromadorea, Rhabditida, Strongyloididae. Bases 1 to 801 code for a protein of 266 amino acids. The transcript has 2 exons. The record is from RefSeq and is a predicted model, not a curated record.